AUAAGCCAGGAGAUACUACCACAACGCAUAGACUAGCAGAGCGAACCAGCCGAACCCCAAUAUAUCCACAUGGUCUAGAUGACGCGCGCGAAUAGUUACUUGAUAAGAUAAGAGCCACAACAAAGAACGGACCAGAAAGGAAACGGAAUUUGUCAAUGAACAAACCCCCCGAUAAUGCCCAUCAAUGACGGCCAAACAAUCUCCAAGCCAUGGACUUUCCACCGUGCAUCCUUUCCCCGAGCGAAACGUCCAUCCCUCCCGCUUCCCACUCCUCCUAACUCUCGUGGUUUGGUUUCCCUCGGCCUCCACUCGCCCGAUGGCGAAGAGUGGAGACUGGAGUACACUAGGUCUACCCCGGAUAUCGCGCGCUGCAACGCUGCGAGAUAACAACCCCGAAGAGGAGAAGAUGCGUUGCUGUUAUCCUGGUUUGUUCAAAGGUUUCCGCCCUUGCGUGGUGCAUUUCGCUCGUGCCCGUGAGGGGAAGUUGCGGUGACGCUUAAUCGGAUAUCGAUCUGGCAGUUGAUAAAUCGGGUGCCUCCCUCCUUCU
Messenger RNA from Aspergillus campestris IBT 28561, 547 nucleotides. RefSeq lists its product as uncharacterized. Bases 185 to 493 code for a protein of 102 amino acids. The transcript has a single exon. The record is from RefSeq and is a predicted model, not a curated record. Lineage: Eukaryota; Fungi; Ascomycota; Eurotiomycetes; Eurotiales; Aspergillaceae.